This is a messenger RNA of Neoarius graeffei (lesser salmon catfish), 3981 nucleotides long. RefSeq names its product yippee-like 1 (gene ypel1). Lineage: Eukaryota; Metazoa; Chordata; Actinopteri; Siluriformes; Ariidae. The record is from RefSeq and is a predicted model, not a curated record. The coding region runs from base 186 to 758 and encodes 190 amino acids. The transcript is spliced from 5 exons.
AGCUAGUCUAUCACAAACACAAAGAGACGAGAGCAACAAAGCAGGGACAUGAACACAGCAGCUGACACACAACACUGCUCAGGAUUCAGCAAAACUGAACCCAGACAAUCACACAAGAGCAACAAGCUUCAGUCUGCUGUAGGAAAGAAAAAUAAAAUCAGAUUUAAGUCAACUGUUUAGUGUUUAUGUUGGAGCUUUACAUUGAGGAAGGAGGUCCUGUUCAGGUGGUUGUUUUUUCUCCCGUGGUGUUUGUGUGGAGCGUGCCACACACCCACUCCACAACAACGACGGCUUUUGCUUGCAUCUUCCAGUGUUUCUUCUGUCAGCAAGUUCAGCAGAGCUGCAACUCAUCCAGCGCCAGCGCCGACGAGCCCAGCGAGGAGAACCACGACUGUGAGAUGGUGAAGAUGACCAAGUCAAAAACCUUCCAGGCCUACCUGCCCAACUGCCACCGCACCUACAGCUGCAUCCACUGCCGAGCACACCUGGCCAACCAUGAUGAGCUCAUCUCAAAGUCAUUCCAAGGCAGCCAAGGACGAGCCUACCUCUUCAACUCCGUGGUGAAUGUGGGCUGCGGUCCAGCAGAGGAGAGGGUUCUCCUGACAGGUUUACACGCCGUGGCAGAUAUCUACUGUGAAAAUUGCAAAACCACUCUGGGCUGGAAAUAUGAGCAUGCUUUCGAGAGCAGUCAGAAAUACAAAGAGGGAAAGUUCAUCAUCGAGCUGGCGCACAUGAUCAAGGACAACGGCUGGGAGUGACCAGCUUGUCCGUUUUCUUUCUGCUCAGUGACCUUUCAGGCUGCUCUGUAGCGGACUUCAGAGUGACACUAUACACACACCAACCCACACACACUCGACCAUUCUACCACCACCAUGCUUCACCCCUGACACAUUCAGACUCCCCGAUCAGUGUUCUGAAACUCAAAAGGAGUGAGGCGAGAGAGGGAUGAGGAGCAGCGGAGGGGGGGGAAGAACAAUGAUCUCUCACUCCUCCAUCCAUCCACACUCAUCCUCCUCUGAGAUGUAGACGCUGGACUUGAGGAUUUGCUCCGCCUCUUUAACUGGUUUUUGUGUCGCCGUCCAUCGUGAGCAGUUAACAGUAUCUGGAAGACAUUGACUCUCCUCCUUUUCAUUUUCACCCUGUUUGCAGAAGCGAAUGACUGUGUGUGUGUGUGUGUGAGUGAGUGAUGUAGGAAUCCUUUCUGAUGGACUGAUGUUACUGGUUAGCAUUACUCUGACAGAUUUUCACUGAGCAUGCUCUUUUCUGUGUUGGGGUGGGGUGAAGUGGAUACGAUCGAUGUGAAAUGUUUUACCUGGAGAUUUCUAGAAGAGGGUGUGGCUUAUGUAGCAGUAUCGCAGACCCUAUUGGACCAGGGAGGGUUUAAGGGUGGGGUUUGAGCUUUGCAGUGACAUUUUUGUAUUUAUGAGAGAUCCCUAUACUUUCUCUAUCGUAUUUGAGAUUGAACUCCUUUUUAUUUUCUCGAUUUUCACCCCCACCUCCACCUUUCUUCCUCCGAUGACUUCACUGUGCAAUUAUUUGUGCGCCCCUCCGGUACAGUUCAUCCCGUCUUUAGCUGUAAUCGGUGCUUUAGGCAAGCUCAUUUAAAAAUGUGUUGCUUUUAGUGUUGAGGUGGCAUUUGUGGCAGGCUCCAUGUUUGCAUCAGUACUAUAAGUGAACGUGUGUGUGGGUGUUUUUUUUUUUUUUUUUUUAAAUGCUGUCUGAAAUGCACUGGACAGCAGGAGGAAACUGAACCUAGUGUCUGUGAUUGACAGCACCACUUCCUCUCCUCACCUCCAUCAUCCAUCAAACUCAUCAUGUCGUUUUCCUGAUCACACGUGCUCAUGCAUAUGUUCGGACAUGCAUGCAUGCGUCAGCGAGUGCGUGUGUGUGCUUUACUUGAAUGCAGUUAUUUUGUUUGCACUUUGCAGAGGCCUUGUUCAUGGGUUUAGAGGCAAAAAAAACCCCUUUCAGUCCAAGUUCUCAUGGAUGAUUGUAGCUUUGGAUGAACUUCAGGGUCAGGUGAUUGCUGGCAUGAUCAUCUCCCUCUUUGUUUUUUCUCCUCUUCUAUUAGACUAGACCUUCUGCUGCUUACCUUUUUUGCUUCUGUUUCACAAGUUGGCGAAUUAAACCAUAACUGCAGAAACACUAGGAAUUUGGCCAAUUUGCAGGAAAGAAAACGAAUUAGAAGCAGAAAUAAUGAUUUGAAGAAAAAAAAUUGAAGUGCGUACUGAAAACGACGUAUUGCAAAGAAAAAUGUGCUGCUAUUGAACGAAUGCAAUCCGGAGCUUUCACUUUAUACCUCCUGCACUUUAGCCAUGUGUGUGUGUGUCUCUCGUCCUCCACAUCUUUUGCCUCUAAGCAGCAUGAACCUUGUGCCUCUCCAAAAGGACAAAAGUAAUUUCUCCCUUUCCUGUUGUGCAGUGCAUGACUCCACGAUGAUAGAUUUCCUUGGGUGGCUCAACAUGGGUCAAAAAAAAAAAAAAAAAGCCCUCACAGAAAUUUUUAUCCACUUAAAGCUAUAUUCAGAAGCAUAAUAUGAUCUGAUAUUUUUUGUAGUCCUAGCAGGUGAAAUUAACUCUUGUAUUAUGAGGUGGGGAUCGCGAAUGGACGUAUGGGCGGGUUAUUCGUUAUAACGGGAAGGGGCGGGCUUUCUUCCAGUCGCAAGCGGUGCGUUUGGUGUUUAACAGAUUUCUAUUGAGUAAAAAAAUCAAGAUUUAUUGCAAAAAAAACCUUUUUUUUUUUGGAGUCGAAUCAGUGGCAAACCCUCAGUUUAUCGCCAAUAAGGUCAGUCAGGUCACGUGACCUUUUGUUUUAAUCAGCCGAAGUCAAUGCAAACGGGAAUAGUCGUAGAGAUCCUACUUGAAAACAGAGUUACAGACAAGAUAUUGUCCCUGUCUCAGAUUUUGUACAUAAAGUAACAUAUUUAAGGUUUUAUAUAUAUAUGAUAUAUAUACAUGCAUACAUAUUUCUACUGGGUUAGUUCCUCUACUUCCCUGACUUGAAGCACUUUUGUUCACUGUACCUCUAGCUUUCCGUGUGUGUCUCUGUGUGAGACAGAAUGAGGUGUGAAUGUGACGUUUGUUUUUCCUUCUCUCAUUCAGAAGCAAGUUUUAUUCAUUUUUAUUCAUCUAGCUCACCCAUGUCCUUGCUUCUAUACUUCCUUUUGUUUGCUGUCUCGUAGCUUGUUGAUGAUAAACAAGGCUAUUUAUUUGAAAUUUAAAGACUUGCUUUGCUGGUUCUGUCAGUAAGAGGUGGGUCUGCUGGUCCUGGUUUCACAUUGUGCUCAGCAGUGAGCUGGAUUCACCUGCUGAAAAGUUGACAGUUAACACUGACCGAGACCUGAUUCUCAAAAAAGAAAGAAAAAAAAAAAACCCAUGAACCUUCUUUAAGUUUCAGAACUCAAACCAGCUAAAGACGAGUGAGACCAGUGUCACUGCGGUCAGUACGCAACCGUGAACAUGGACUGCUGGGGGGGGGACACACCAAAAAAUGUGCAAAGUUUUACUGUUUUUCAUUUUUAUUCAUAUUUCUCCUCCCUCCCUUUCUUUUCCCCCAAAGCCUGAAUCGGCAGCAGAGUAUUGUUUCUGGUUUCUCUUUUGUUACUGGUUGUUGAGACAUUUAUUAAAAUUUUCCUCAUUUCUUCCCCUCACUUUGCCAUCUGCGUUAGUGACACUGGUUUCAAACCUCUAGUUUUAAAGCAUCGCAGUAAUGCAGAGGAAACAGUUGGAAGUUUUGAAGAGUUAUUUUUCUUAGGACUGUUAUUCUAUAAGGUCUGAAGCAUGUUGUAUUUAUAAAGGCUAUAUUAAGUCGUGCCUGUUUUUUUAUUUUUCUCUCUCAAAGCAAAAAAAAAAAGCAUAUGCUGCUUUUUUUUUUUUUUUUUUAAUUUAACUUGAUUACAUUGCUUUGCAUUCUGUCCUAGUGAAAUGUCACAUGUCUGUUUUUCACUGUAUUGUAAACUAUCCGAUAUCACAUUAAAGCUUA